GCCCCCGGGGCGGGCCGCCCGCCCCCCCGCGGCCCAUAUAGGGGCGGCCCGGGGUAUCCCUGGUACUCGUUGCGGAGGGGAGAGCGGUGCCUUUUUUCCCUCCCGACGGCUAUUUUUCUUGGGCGAAGCAGGCUCCUCCCGGAGAGAGGCGGUUUCCCCGUCGCGCCGCCGCCAUGGCCUCGGUACCCUCCGCCGGCUGCCUCCUGGCCAAGAACCAGUACUACAGAACAAGACAGAACUCGGAAUCCAGUGUUUCUUCCAGCUCCUCCUGCUGUUUGGAUGCUGUAAACAUCACAGACCAGGACAAAGCAUUUCAUGGGUUACCUGAGUUAAUUGAUAAGUGCUGGUGGAUAAAAAGCUUUUUCCAUAGUGAACCAUCUCCACCAACUGUUGGCAGAAAAACACUAUCAGCAAGCAGUACCAACAGUUGAAUACGAUGGCAUACUGGCUUUACUGACUGAGAUACUACGUACAGACUUGUUUUUCCAAGAGGCUUGGGAUCUUCCUGAUGUCUGGGUUCAGCUGCAAGAAGAAAACAAAACCUUUAGGCGGGUGAAAAAGUGUAUUUUCAAAAUAUUUGUCAGUAGCUUAAAUGAUAUUGCUUAAUGGACAUGUCCACAGCCUACGUUGUUCAUUAGAGUUGCUAUAAUUUGAGAUGCCUCUCUAAUGAAGUUACUUGGAUUAAAUAUCCUGAUGACUGACUUGGAUAGAGAAAAAUGACAUUAAAAGUAAGAUAUUGUAGGCUUAGGAUAAGCGUUUGUAUUGAAUGACUUUGCAAUAGGCAACAUUCUUAAGUUUUACCUUUAAGAUAUCAGCUCUAUAGGCUGUCACAGUGAUGUGAACAAGACCCAGGUAUAUAGUCUGGAGCAGGACUGCUCUAUGGUACGUGUUUUCUAUCAAGUAUUUGUGUACAAGUUACAGGGAGUAAGUUUACAAGAAUGCUUGUUAUUGGGCUUUCUAAAAGCAAAGCUGUUCACACAAAGAAACAGUAAUUGGUUUGCUCUCUUUGGGCCAGGUGUGUAAAUCCCGACCUCAAAUACCCAGGUACAACUGUCAUUCAUAACUACAUGUGUUGGUAUUUGAGGUCAGAAUGGAAGCGAUAAACCAGUAAUCCUAAUGGACACUGACAUCUUCCAAGCAGAAGACCAACCUUAGAGUUGAUACUCCUAGCUCUGUUAUAGAUUACUCUCACUUGCUUUGCUGUAGCUUAAAGAGCUACUUGUUCUCAAGUGAUUAAUCCUAGCAGUAUUCACUGCUGUCUGUCAGCUUAGUUAUGUGCUAGAUCUGACCAAGUGUUCAACUCAAUCACGCUAAUGUUCUCAACCAAGUCUGCCUUUGUCAUGAUUUAUGCUCUUGUAAGAUACUGUAACAGCUUCAUUUGGUCUUCACCAUUGCAAAGCAGUACAUCAGACUGGUCAUUCUACUGGGUAUGACUGAAAUGCAUCAGAUGCCAUAGAAAAUAACAAGUAUUUGGCUGGAUGACAUAAUUUCUGUAAAUUACCUAUGCAGCUUUUUUGAUGUACUAUCACUAAACCUACCUUGACCUUUAUCCAUCAGUGGGUGAAGCUUACAAUAGCAAACAUUAACCUAUAAUGAAAAGUGGCUAUGUUAACGGUUGUCAUGGUUAUGCAUAGGACUCCAAAGUGUAUCAAGUGGCCGCUUCAGGAAGCGUACGGUUUUGGUGGAGACAAUAAAUGCAUGGCAUAUGACAACAGAAAAGAACACAAUUCUGAAAACAUAAUUUCAGGAAUCUUUAUAUAGACUUGUUACAUAUCUGACUUUACUGCUAUUGUGUAGUUUCAUCUAUGUCCUUAUUCUAAGUGUGCAGAAUGAGCUAUUCUAUUUUUUUACCUUAAGAUUUUUUCAUUAAUAAAGACUUAAUCAGGA
This is a messenger RNA of Grus americana (Whooping crane), 1887 nucleotides long. It is a transcript of the gene PPDPFL, whose product is annotated as pancreatic progenitor cell differentiation and proliferation factor like. The record is from RefSeq and is a predicted model, not a curated record. The coding region runs from base 174 to 431 and encodes 85 amino acids. NCBI's taxonomy places the organism in Eukaryota, Metazoa, Chordata, Aves, Gruiformes, Gruidae. Gene Ontology annotation, biological process: multicellular organism development; cell differentiation. The transcript is spliced from 5 exons.